This is a messenger RNA of Oncorhynchus nerka (sockeye salmon), 776 nucleotides long. Its product is annotated as small ribosomal subunit protein uS3-like. Gene Ontology annotation, molecular function: structural constituent of ribosome; RNA binding. The transcript has a single exon. Gene Ontology annotation, biological process: translation; positive regulation of apoptotic signaling pathway. Gene Ontology annotation, cellular component: nucleus; cytosolic small ribosomal subunit. The record is from RefSeq and is a predicted model, not a curated record. The coding region runs from base 12 to 749 and encodes 245 amino acids. Lineage: Eukaryota; Metazoa; Chordata; Actinopteri; Salmoniformes; Salmonidae.
CAAAUCCCAAGAUGGCGGUGCAAAUUUCCAAGAAGAGAAAGUUUGUCGCUGAUGGUAUCUUCAAAGCUGAACUGAACGAGUUCCUCACAAGAGAGCUGGCUGAGGAUGGCUACUCAGGUGUGGAGGUUCGUGUCACCCCAACUAGAACUGAAAUCAUCAUCUUGGCUACCAGGACACAAAACGUGCUUGGUGAGAAGGGGCGUCGUAUACGUGAGCUGACUGCAGUGGUCCAGAAGAGGUUUGGCUUCCCCGAGGGCAGUGUGGAGCUGUAUGCUGAGAAGGUUGCCACUCGUGGUCUUUGCGCCAUUGCCCAGGCAGAGUCUCUGCGCUACAAGCUUCUCGGGGGUCUCGCUGUCCGCAGGGCCUGCUAUGGUGUCCUACGGUUCAUCAUGGAGAGCGGGUCCAAGGGUUGCGAGGUGGUGGUGUCUGGAAUGCUCAGGGGCCAGAGGGCCAAGUCCAUGAAGUUCGUGGAUGGCCUCAUGAUCCACAGUGGAGACCCCGUUAACUACUACGUCGACACCGCUGUCCGCCACGUGCUCCUCCGCCAAGGUGUGCUGGGGAUUAAGGUGAAAAUCAUGCUGCCCUGGGAUCCCAGCGGUAAGAUUGGCCCCAAGAAACCUCUCCCUGACCACGUGAGCAUCGUGGAGCCCAAGGACGAGCAGGUCCCCUCAACGCCCAUCUCUGAGCAGAAGGGAGCCAAGCCGGAGGCCGCUGUCGUCGCACCUGCCACACCCGUCCCAACAGCAUAACCAUGAGGGAUGGAAGAAGCAUACGCC